Spodoptera litura is the source of this 1912-nucleotide messenger RNA. NCBI's taxonomy places the organism in Eukaryota, Metazoa, Arthropoda, Insecta, Lepidoptera, Noctuidae. The record is from RefSeq and is a predicted model, not a curated record.
AACCUAUCUCGUCCUAUCGCAAGCUGAACGUCUGUUAACAGUACCGUACCAACCACGAGAUACAAUACAUGUGAGAUAAUUUAUUAAAAUAAAAUUCCAAAGUUACGAAACUAAAACUUAAAAUCCAACAGUUUUUAAAGUUAUCAUAUCAAACACUAGUCUCAAAAUGGACUUCAAAAAUAAAGUAGUGAUUGUGACGGGAGCUAGUUCAGGGAUCGGAGCAGCAUCAGCUGUUCUCUUCGCCAAACAUGGAGCCAAACUCACUCUCAUCGGCAGAAAUGAACAAAGACUUGAAGCAGUUGCCAAAAAGUGUCAAGAUGCUAAUGGUAUACCACCACUGUGUCUGAGACUAGACUUAACUGCCGCUGGAAGCUGUGCGGCCGUGAUCACCAAAACUAUAGCAACAUACGAUAGAAUUGAUGUCCUAGUGAACUGUGCUGCAAAAAUGCUAAUCGGAUCCUUAUUCGAUGACAAUAUUGACACUUUUGAUGAAAUGAUCGAUAUCAACCUUCGUGUGCCUUACAAAUUAACGCAUUUAGCCUUACCGUAUCUCAUAAAAACAAAAGGGAAUAUUGUCAAUUUGCAUGCAACAAAAUACACUAAGGUCGUUCAUGGAUUUCUACCUUACGCCAUCUCGAAAGCUGGUUUAGAAAGGUUCACUAGAUUCUCCGCAGUCGAACUGGCAACUGAAGGAGUAAGAGUAAAUGCUGUUCAGCCAGGACUCACCAGAACAAAUAUAUUAGCUAACCUGGCUAUGGGAGAAGAUGAAAUGGAACACACAUAUGAACACCUAUCGAAUAAAAUGAAGAUUUUAGACCCAGAAGAAGUGGCAAAAAUGGUAGUGUUUGUGGCUAGUGAGGUCUGUCCAAAUCUGAACGGUUCAGAUAUAGGACUAACUGGUGCAUCUUGGAUGAUUUGAUCGAGUGAAAUAUUGGACUGUAUUAGUUACAGUGAGGUAUAAAUUAAGUUGUUUUUUUUAAGACUUAUCGAAAUUAAUGAUGAAAUAACUUGACUGGAUUGUGCAAUGUGUAUUUUGUUUUUAUGUGUGCUGCUGUUGCUAAGUUGAUUGUAUGUCGUCUCUAGACCAAUGUCAACGAGAUAUUAGCAUUGUUAUCUUGAUUCAGCAAUAUAGAGGUAAUAUUGUGUUUUUCGAUUUUGAAAAAGUGCUCGUUGCAUUUCUGUCUGCAUCUUUAGAUAAUGAUGGUCGUGAUUUUACUUUUUAAGGUUAGUUGCUAAAGGUUGUUAUUAUUAUGUUGCUAGCAACACGUGAUGUUGCUACAACGAAGUAUUUUGUAUCUUAAUAUGUUAAGAUAGGGUUCGUUUUCGAGUGUUUUAAUACAUCAGUAUUAAACAAAAGUGCUGUAAAAAUCUCUUAGAUACGUGGAAUGGAAAGAUUUGUCAUUACCAUUGAAGAAAGUAGUAACUUAUUUUAUUUAAGGAGGCUUGUAAUCCAUAAUUGACUUAAGAUCAACUCAUGUUUUAUCAUGAACCGAAUCGGUCGUUUUCAUUGACAAAAUCGAAAUUUUAUAUUGGAAAUACCAGCAAUUUAUAUUUUGCAAAAUACACAGGACAAGUAAACAUACUUAUUUGCUUAUCGAAAAAUGCUUUAUAAUUAUUAUUACUUAUUGAUUUACUGUAUCACCUUUGGUGGUGAUUGGUUGUAAAAUCAUGUUGACAUUUGCACAACCAUAUUUGCACUACCAUCGGUAUUUACGCAGAAAUUUAAGGUUAAACACACUGUAAACGUUAUCUGUAUAAUGAUUUUUGUUAUCUUUCAUAUCACACGCCUCCAUGUUAGGCCUGAUAUGCUAUCAGUUUGAUGAUAAACCUUCCACAGAUGUAUUAAAUUGGCAUUCGAUUAAAAUUUGCUAGAAGACUGAUUUUUUGAGUUUUUUUCUUUGCGUGUACUGAU